CUAGCAAGCAAGCAUCCAUCUCACUUCUCAAGUAUCUCUGUCUCUCUAGCUCCUCUAGCUAGCUAGCCACCAUGUCUGGUGUGUGGGUGUUCAAGAAUGGGGUGGUACGUCUUGUGGAGGGCCCGUCGGAGUCGGGGUGCGGGCAACCAGUGAGAAAAACGCUGCUGCACACGCCGAGCGGAGAAGCCAUGUGCUCCCACGAGGCCCUGAAGAGGAAGCUGCUGGACCUGGGGUGGGAGCCCUACUACGACGACCCGGAAUUAGUCCAGUACCAUAAGCGUAGCUCCGUCCAACUCAUCUCCCUCCCCAAGGACUUCAACAAAGUCAAGUCCAUGCACAUGUACGACGUCGUCGUCAAGAACAGGGACGCCUUCCACGUCAUCAACGCCGCCGUCCACGUCCACGCCGAAAACAAGGCCAGUGCCGACAAGGCUGAGGCCGCCGACGCCGAUCAUGGUGAGGCCUAAUAUGCAUGAAUGCCUGCAUUGGUAUGGGCGUGUGGCGUGUUAUAUUUACCAUAUAUCGUUGGUGUGGCGUGUUAAUGCUACGUACAUGUGGUUUGAUCAUGGUGCAUGUGUAG
Lolium rigidum is the source of this 580-nucleotide messenger RNA. RefSeq names its product flowering-promoting factor 1-like protein 1. The record is from RefSeq and is a predicted model, not a curated record. The transcript has a single exon. Gene Ontology annotation, biological process: regulation of flower development. Bases 72 to 467 code for a protein of 131 amino acids. NCBI's taxonomy places the organism in Eukaryota, Viridiplantae, Streptophyta, Magnoliopsida, Poales, Poaceae.